Biomphalaria glabrata is the source of this 2618-nucleotide messenger RNA. Its product is annotated as gastrin/cholecystokinin type B receptor-like. NCBI's taxonomy places the organism in Eukaryota, Metazoa, Mollusca, Gastropoda, Planorbidae. Gene Ontology annotation, cellular component: membrane. The record is from RefSeq and is a predicted model, not a curated record. The coding region runs from base 577 to 1758 and encodes 393 amino acids. The transcript has 9 exons. Gene Ontology annotation, molecular function: G protein-coupled receptor activity. Gene Ontology annotation, biological process: G protein-coupled receptor signaling pathway.
UUCAAGGUCACUACGGCGUUGUCUCCCUUUAGUUGUGUGGGCGUGUGAGAUGGCAGACAGUGAGCUCUGAAUGGAGCAGGCCUGUGUCUCAUGUUGAGUCGAGUAGAAAAUGUUUCAGACUUUUAAGUUUUUCCUUUCAGAAAGUAGAACAUUUCUGUGAUUAUAACCAAAUUUGAACUUUAUAUCUGGACAUCUUGUGUCUUGCUUCAUAGGUAGUCGUUGUCAAUGUACACAAGGCAUUUUGACUGAAGUUAACACUUUGAUGGGCAUGUGAACACAUUUAAAUGGUUGAAGUUUUGAAGUUUCACCGUUACGUUGUUAUGAAUCUUCAGAUAUAAAGUCACUUGCAGAGGCUGUGUAGUAUUUCUGUUUCCUCUAAGGCUUCAUCUAUCAGGUCGACAAUGACUAUGUCGAAAGAAGCAGAUACACUGUGUGAACACCAUCGUCUGCUGCUUGUACGUCGCUAAAUUGGACGAAUUAGUGUCUCUGCUGUUUUGUGAUUCUUGGAGACACUGGUCAGGAUAACUCUCUUCUGGAUGUUGUUACCUUCGAAGGGGAUUUCUGCAACUGCGUAAGAUGGACCUCUGGGAGGUAAUUGACCCUAGCACAAGCAAGGAUGACAAUGCAACUAUAGAGGAUUAUCUUAAACUCUACGCCAGCGCAGACGAGCACCCUCGGAUUAACACCAUCGUCAUCCUGCUGGUGUAUGUCCCAGUCUUCCUGCUGGCUUUCUUUGGGAACCUUAUCGUCCUACUGGUCAUACUCACCGACUCGCGCAUGCGCAAAAGCACGGCCAACUACUUUCUGGUUAAUUUGGCUGUGACAGAUCUACUGGUUGCUGUGAUCUGUAUCCCUAUGACUGCCAUUAACUAUGUCUACAACGUAUGGGUCCUGGGCACAACAGCCUGCAAAAUAACAAGUUACAUGCAAGGUGUAUGUAUAGUUGCCAGCAUACUGACCAUUCUCUUCAUGAGCUUUGACCGCUACUUCGCCAUACGGCAUCCGAUGAGAAAUCGUCAGAUUUUCACCGUCAGCAGGGUGCGGCGACUCAUCUUCAUGACCUGGUUGACCGCCGGUGUGGUGGUCAUGCCUAUCGCCUUUGUUAAUGAAGUCAUUAAACACGCUUUAGUCAGCAACAGCUACUGUACAGAAAUCUGGCCAACGCACGUUAUGCGCCAGAUCUAUGACAUCUCCCUGGUCGUCUGCAUAUAUUUGGUGCCAGGGGUCACAUUGGUCGUUCUCUACAUUCUCAUGGGAUGCCGGCUGUGGGCCAGGGAUACAAACUUGCAGAGACAGAACUCCAUCAGUCACCAAGAUGAAGUCCUGUUGGCCAGGAGGAGACUGGCCCUCAUGCUCAUCAUCGUCUCCCUUCUCUUCGCCACCAGCUGGCUCCCUUAUCACAUCAUCAACAUCUGUAUAGACUUUGAGAUCGAUGCCUCUGGUCAGCUCAUAUUGACCUACCCGUUCGCCAUACUCCUUGGACAUUCCAAGAGUGCACAAAAUCCUAUUUUGUAUUGCUUUAUGCACAAAGGUUUUCAUACAUUUCUGUUGAAGCUAGUCAGAUGUCACUGUACCAGUGGUCACACGAGAAAACAAAGAGCUCUCAACCUGUCCAUCAGUCGAAGUGACAACAGCUCGCCGAGAUCGCCAACUUAUAAAAUGAUAAACCAACGAGUUGUCCAUUGUGAGUCUUCAAGGGACAGUGCGGUCACCACGUGUAUAGGAGAGACCAGCGCAAUGCUAGGGUCCGGAGUCUGAACCUGGACCUGAACUUGAACUAUGGUGUUACUGUCCAAACUAAUGUCUGACUUGAGUCCAAACUAAGUCUGACUAAAGUCUGCUUCUUGAAAUACUGGUGACAACAAAAGAAGUUUGUGUUUUUAAACCUUGAGUAACUUCAUCUCAACAUUUUAUCAACAUAAACGUAUGAGCCACUGGAGCCUAAUCGUUUAGACGGCGCCUGACACUGUUAACAUUAACAUGGAGGUCGCAUUCCUUGUAUUGUUGUUAUUAUUACAGACAUAAUUAAAGCCAUUUUAGAGACACUAGCAACAAUAUAUUGGGUGGCAGAGUUUUCAUUAAGAGCUCAUCUUUUUCAACUCGCCAUACUCUAGCACCAAUGUGGUGAUUUCAAAAGAUAAACUUUCAAAAAGAGUUUUCACCAAUGAAAACUAGCACAAGUUCCAGUUCUAAUUGUGCUUGGUUAAAAAAACAACUAUUGUUAUCUUUUGUCAUGGCCAACAAUCUAUGCUCACAUUCUUGAACUUGAUAUGCAUAGAGUUAUGCUACUUGAUAAUAUGUUAAUGUUUAAGGCAACUGUAGGAGAGUUGCCAGCAAUGCAAACGUUUCGUUUUGUUUCUUGUAAGAGUUCAGUGUGUGGAAAGUGCCACUAAGAUGUUCACUAACAAGAGCUUCAAGCAGCGGAAGCGGUUUAAUUGGCCUAGAGAAUCAUUCUCCCUAGCCUCCAAGAAAGCCACUAUGAUAAUCAUAAUUCCAUAAGACUUUUGUUGAAGGAAUUUAAUCCACAAAUUUUAUGAUACAUUUUUGUUUCUUGUUCUUUACUCAUCAAAUGCAUUUAUAUGUUGAGAUUUUAUUUCAUAUUUAAACAAAUAAAACAU